AUGGCGCCAUCGCUGGUCGCUGCGUACGCGUCCGACUCGGAUGAGGACGAGGCCGUGCCGAAUGUCGCACAGGACCAGGUAGAGACGCCUGCGCCGCGUGCGUCGGGCCUUGCGCUGCCCCCGCCAAAGAAGGGGGGGGGAGUAAAACGCCAAAUUCACGUCGAUCUCGCACCAGCGCCGCAGGACAAAGAGCCGGCGCCGGCGAAGCGGCCGCGCAUGCAGGCGCAGCCGGGCGGACACGGCCUCCUCAGCAUGCUCCCCACACCUUCUGCCACCAAGCCGGCGAAGCCGAAAGAGGAGGCACGUGUGGAAAAUAGCGUCGACGACGAUGCGCGCCUCUCGAUCGUGGACGAUGCCAAGGCGGGCGAGGCCAAAGGCAACAAUGACUUUCGCGCCAUGCUGGGCUUGGCCCCGAAAUCUGCGCCAAAGACGGAGCGCGCCAAGCCCGUGAUCCUCAACGAGCCCGCGCACGAACCACCUGCAGAAAAACAGGACACGAUACCCCACGAUACCCCCUCGACGGGCUUUUUUGCGCCCGGCGUGGACGAAAAUGCCGGGCCGAGUACGCGGCCUUCCUCGUCGUUCCGCGUGUCGGCGGCGCCGGACGUUGAUGCGAAAGUGCCCGAGCCCGAGCCCGAGCCCGAGGUCGAUCUCCAGGAGCUGUACCCCGGCUGGCGCUGCGACCCCGACGGGUCGUGGUACCCCGUGACGCCCGAGGCGCAUGCGCAGUAUGCGGCGUGGGCGCAGCAUGCCGAGGCCGAGGAGGCGGCGCGCGCUGCGCUGCAGUCCAAGUCGGACGCGAUGCCCGAUCCGUCCAAGAUGCACACCUUUGACGCCGGCGAGGCCCUGCAGAGCGCCGAGCACACGCGCCCCCCGCCGCCCGUCAACAAGAAGCCCAAGGUGGAGUGGCAAAUCUCGGACAAGCUGCAGUCGGAGCGCCUGACGAAUACGCGCGCGCGCAACCGUGGCCAGCUGUCUGCGCUCCUUGCGCAGGCUCAGGAGUCGCGCGAUGUGCUCGAGGAAAAGUGGGCGCAAGGCAAGGCGAAGCGUCGCGAAAACAGCAAGCGCUAUGGCUUCUAA
Malassezia japonica is the source of this 1080-nucleotide messenger RNA. RefSeq lists its product as uncharacterized. The transcript has a single exon. Lineage: Eukaryota; Fungi; Basidiomycota; Malasseziomycetes; Malasseziales; Malasseziaceae. The coding region runs from base 1 to 1080 and encodes 359 amino acids. The record is from RefSeq and is a predicted model, not a curated record.